AUGGAAAAGUUCGGGAUAUGCCAAGGCCAAAACUGCCAAAACUCCUCAAAUGUAUUUUGUAUCUGUACUUCUAUCUCUCUCUGCUAUCUAUGCCUAGAAGAUCAUCUACAAGACUCUCCAUCCAAUGUUCAUUUUCUCGAAGUCGCUCGAGCCCCAUAUAAUGCCCAAUCAGGUGAGCAUACCCUUGACAUGAUUUUGCGCCGCAUAUACUCUGACCCAAUUUCCAUAAGAAAAAUAAAAAGUGUUCCCGCUUCAGUUUCCGACCUUCUUAACUACGAUAUGAGAGAAAUCAACAGUCUCGCAGAAGAAGCUCAGCUUUCUCAAACAGGCAAAUAUUUAUUAUUUGACGAAAUAAACUAUUUAAAAAUCGUGACAGAAAGAGUUCAUUUAAAAGAUGAUCCAUUAACUAGACUUUCUCUUGGGUUUAAAAUCGCAGGAAAUAAGCAGCUAAAAGACGAAAAAGAUAUGGAAAUUAUUGAUGAAGACGAAAUGGAGCAUGUUUUAAAUAAUUUUUAA
Molecule: messenger RNA, 516 nt
Organism: Blepharisma stoltei
Lineage: Eukaryota; Ciliophora; Heterotrichea; Heterotrichida; Blepharismidae
Source: the annotation of a GenBank genome assembly